CCAUACUUCCCUUCUCUCUGCUCCGAACAGCUCGAGCCUGCGCCGGCCACCGCGAGCGCCUCGUCUCCAUCCUCGGCGUGGCCACCAUCCCACCUCACUCCACAGUCCACAAUUCACACGCUACUCCUGCCUGCGGCCGUCGAGCUAGGCUCCUAACUUAGUAGCUAUUAGUGGCCAGGCCCAGCCACAGCUGUCUUGGAUCGCUGCCUAGGUCCGUUUCGUACGCCCCGAGCUUGGCCUGCCCGCCGCUUUCAUUACGCUUUGCAUCCUUUGGACGCGCAGUAUCCGUUAUAUUUGCUCGUGGCUGCUGCUGCACCGCUCGGGUGCGACCUUGCUGGCCUCGGAAUCGUGCAUCACCCAUCAAACGCAACCGCAACGGCUGCAACCGCAACGAUCGCCGCCGGCGCGGCCAUCUCGAACCUCGAAAGCCGCUCGAGCGCCGCCGACCGACUGCGCGUCAUCGCCGCUACUACCCGACUCCCUGCCCGCUGCUACCAAGUAGCUACAACCGAGCUCCCAACGACUGCGUGCGCUUGCGCGCGCAAUUGCCAACCACCCCGACUGACUCUGCAGCUGGCUACAACCUCACUCCAAGCUCGUCCUGGCACAUUGCUCUCGCAGGCGCCAUGUCUGCCAAGGAGGCGCGCGAGAUCAAGGUUGACGGCGCCAUUGAGGCUGCCCAGAACCCUGAAUCCCAAGUCUCGUCCGCAGACGCUCAAAAGGAAAUUGUCGAGCAGUCUUCCAAUGCAGGCAUCCCCGCCUUCACCUUCGACCCGGAUGCUUCCCCCGAGGAGAAGCGAGCUCAAGCUCGAGACGCCAUUCCAAAAGAGCUGCAGCAGAGCAGGCGCCCCAAAGGCGCCGCCAUCAUCACCGACCAGGACGAUGGCAACGGUCCGGACGAAGAUCUCCCCGAACCCAGCAAGGCCGGCGUCCUUGACGUAGCAACAGACGCGCAAGGAAGAAAGUUGACCGGUGGCGAAGACCCCGACGCCCAAGAAGUCCCGUUCUCGCGGACGGGCUGGGCCCCAAAGCUCGGGUGGCCAAGUGACAGUGCGAAAGAGGGUGAGAGCUUGCUCGAUCAUGCCACGUGGGUGGAGGGGAAGCUUCCAGAUAAGUUCUUUGGAGACUGGUACCACAACACGGGUCUUGUCAUUUUCGCCUGCAUUUCGUCGUGGCUUGUUGCCGUCUUGGGCGGCGGGCUGGGCUGGGUCACCAUCAUCAUGGCCAUCUGUGCGACCUACUACAGGACAUCUCUGCGACGUGUGCGACGCAACUUUCGCGACGACAUUUCGCGCGAAUUGGCCCUCAAGAAGCUCGAAAACGACAACGAGUCCCUUGAAUGGAUCAACUCAUUCAUGGUCAAGUUCUGGCCCAUCUACCAGCCUGUCCUGGCCCAGACCAUCAUCAACUCGGUCGACCAGGUCCUCAGCUCCGCGACGCCCGCCUUCCUCGACAGCCUCAAGCUGAAGACGUUUACCCUCGGCUCCAAGCCGCCACGAAUGGAGCAUGUCAAGACAUACCCACGCACCGAAGACGACAUUGUCAUGAUGGAUUGGAAGUUUAGCUUCACGCCCAACGACACGGCCGACAUGACCGCGCGCCAGCUCAAGAGCAAGAUCAACCCCAAGGUUGUUCUCGAGAUUCGCAUUGGAAAAGCUAUGAUCAGCAAAGGCCUCGAUGUCAUUGUCGAGGACAUGGCGUUUUCUGGCAUCAUGCGCCUCAAGAUCAAGCUCCAGAUUCCGUUUCCUCACGUGGACAGGGUCGAAAUGUGCUUCCUCGAGCGGCCUGAGAUUGAUUACGUCUGUAAGCCCCUCGGCGGAGAGAGCUUCGGCUUCGACAUCAACUUCAUCCCUGGCCUCGAAAAGUUCAUUCUUGAACAGAUCCACGGAAAUCUGUCGCCAAUGAUGUAUGCGCCCAACGUCUUUCCCAUCGAGGUCGCCAAGAUGCUCGCGGGAACCCCGGUCGACCAGGCCGUUGGCGUCCUCGCCCUGACUCUUCAUGGAGCCCAGGGGCUCAAGAACACGGACAACUUUGCUGGCACCGUCGACCCUUACGCAAGCAUCAGCUUCAGCCGCCGCCAGGAACUCGCCCGGACAAAGACCGUCGAGGAUAACCCGAACCCCAGGUGGAACGAGACGCAUUAUCUCAUCGUCACAUCUUUCAACGACACGCUGGAUAUCCAGGUGUUCGACAAGAACGACUUCAGAAAAUCCAAAGAGCUGGGCGUCGCGACUUUCCGCCUGGAAGACUUGGAGGAGCUCAACGUGCACGAGAAUGAGCGCAUCGAGGUCAUCGGAGACGGCAAGGCGCGCGGCGUCGUCUCUUGUGACCUACGAUUCUUUCCUGUUCUUGAAUCCGUCAAAAAUGAGGAAGGCAAGUUGGAGCCGCCACCAGAAUCAAACCAGGGCAUUCUGCGCUUUACCGUAGAGCAGGCUAAAGAUCUGGACGGCACCAAGAGUCUGGUUGGAUUGCUCAACCCAUACGCGGCCUUGUUCCUCAAUGGCAAGACUGUCCAUGAGACCAAGCGACUCAAGCGCACGAAUAACCCCAUCUGGGACAAUGGAUCCAAGGAAAUUUUAAUCACUGAUCGCAAGAAGGCCAAGCUGGGGGUUACGAUCAAGGACGAUCGAGACCUCACGGGGGAUCAGACACUCGGCAAAUACCAAAUCAAGCUCGACGAGAUUCUCGACUGCAUGGCACAGGGAAAAGAGUGGUACCAGCUAUCUGGAGCGCACACGGGCCGUGUCAAGAUGAUGGCGCAGUGGAGGCCCGUUGCCAUCACUGGCGUCGCGGGCACCGGCGGUUACGUGACUCCCAUCGGCGUCAUGCGGUUCCACUUCAAGAAGGCGACUGAUCUGCGAAACUUCGAGUCCUUCGGCAAGUCGGAUCCCUACGUACGCGUGCUUCUCUCUGGCAUCGAUAAGGCCCGCACUGUCACCUUCCGCAACGACCUCAACCCCGAAUGGGACGAAGUCCUCUACGUGCCGAUCCACUCCCCCCGUGACAGGCUCGCCCUGGAAGUCAUGGAUGCCGAGAAGAUGGGCAAGGAUCGCAGUCUUGGCUUGAUUGAGACCUUUGCGGGCGACUACGUCAGCCAGGAUGAGAACGGCGAGUAUCUUGUCAACGACAAGAAGCAUGUCCGCGAAGAGGGACUCCGAUUGCACGGAAAGGGCAUCGCCAAGGGAACGCUGACCUACACUGUUGCUUUCUAUCCGUGCUUGAACAUUGCAGACCCAGAGGAGGAAGAGGAGGAGGAAAAGGAAGUCGAAAAGAAGGCCUUGGAGGACAAGGCGAAUGAGGGAAAGCCGAGCACUGAUCAGCAGCGGGCCUCGCUCGAUCGGUCUCCCACCGCAGGGAAGUUCCGGGUCAGCCUCGACAAGAACGGCAAUGGGGAAGCACGUACGUCAACAUCGACCUCUGGCCGGCCUUCCGUUGAAAACCAAGGACCUCCGAAGAUCCGCCUCAGCCCCGAGGAGCUUCUCAAGCAUGAGAGCGGCCUGCUCAUUUUCCGGCUGCUCGAGGCCGAAAUGCCCGAGGGCCACAGCCGCCUCGAGGUAUUUGUGGAUGACAUGGCCUAUGCCUCGUACGUUUCGUCGACUACGGCCAACAGAGCCCACAAGUUCGAUGAGAUUGGCGAUUGUGUUGUUCGCGAGUUGGACGUGUCUCGUUUGACACUCAAGGCGAGGAAGAAGGGUGACGACGACGACCAUGUCCUUGCCCAGCUGGCUGGAAACACCCUUGAGACACUCAAGCAAUGCUUGAACAAUCCCACGAAGCUCAAGCUGAAAACCGACGACGGCAGAGACGGCUGGGUCAAGGUCAGCCUCAAGUAUAUCCCCAUCAAGAUGCAGUUGGAUCCAAGCGAAAGCAUCAACAACAUGGGAAAACUCCGUGUCGAUGUCCUGGAUGCCCAGGACCUGCCGGCAGCAGACAGAAACGGAAAGAGCGACCCGUACUGCAAGUUUGAGCUCAACGGCCACGAGGUGUACAAAACAAAGGUGCAGAAGAAGACGCUCACCCCGGCGUGGAACGAGUUCUUCGAGGUCAACGUCCCAUCACGGACGGCGGCCAAUUUUGUCGUCACCGUUUAUGACUACGACUUCGCGGAUAAGCCCGAUCUUUUGGGUGUUGCCACGAUCAAUCUAGAGUCUCUCGACCCGUUCAAGGCGUCCGAGUCUCGCUUCAUCCUAGACGGCAAGUCGGGCACAUUGCGACUUCGGAUGGUGUUCCGGCCAGACUACGUUACGCGUACCAUGCAGGGCACGUCGACCUUCUCGGGCACCUUCGCCGCGCCCGGCAGAAUCGUUACGGGCGUUGCCGGAGCUCCCAUCAAGGGCGGCGCGGCCGUUGCGGGAGUCGUUGGCCACGGCGUCGGCAGGGGUGCGUCUUUCUUGAAACGUGGAGUCUUUGGGAAGAAGAAGGACGCGGACGACGCCAAUGGGGCGUUGCCUGAUGUGGUCGAGUCGCCUCCCACUACAAGCAAUGGCCACGACUUGGGCCCCGUCGGCGGUGCGCGCCAGUCCAUGGGAUUGCCCGAGGGUUCUCCCAUCCCCACCAUUGAACAUCCACGAAACGACUCUCCUGGUCACAGUCGUACAAAGAGCAUUGCGGCUUCGUCGAUUCACAGCACGGCGCCAGCAGGCGCGACACUGGGUACGGCUUCAUUUACCAUUGUCGGGGCCACGAACUACCCUCCAUCGACCAAUUUAUACAUUGUGGUCACGCAGCUGUCACCAAAAGAGAAGGUCAUUGGCAAGACGAAGCACCACAAGUCUGGAACCGGUCAAUGGACCUUUGAGGACACCUUUACGGCCAAGUGCACUCCGGACACGCAGUUCAAGAUAGAGGCCAAGGGCGACCACUUUGUCGGCAAAGAUGAUGACUUGGGCGAAUUCCCCCUGUUCGUCGACGAGACGGGGACUGCAACACCAAAGGAGCUCAGCGUGGGGCCCGGUACCGUCACCGUCAAGAGCACAUUCCAACCGGCAGAGCCGAGCGCACCAGACACACCCAAGUCGCACAUGCGCAGAAGCUUCCUCAGCAAGAGGGAGGGGCGUGCCAGCCGUGAGACGACGCCGAAUCCUUAGAUUGGAGCUGCAGUCUUUUGGGUUAAACUCUAAGCCCGGCGAAGUGGAGUGACGGCAACGAAAACGCACGGGCGAAGGGAAAGAGUAUACCUUGGGGAAGGGGAACAUUGAUAUUUGUCAUGACCGCCAUGAACCGCAUGGCCGUCUCGGUUUGCGCUCUCUGAACCAUGUCUCGUUGUCUCAUCACAUUGUUACAGGCGAUCCUUUGAUUCGUUUUUCUUGCUGUCAGUCUCAAUUUCUCUUCUGCCUCUGGUCUGUGGUGGGCGUGCGCAAGGAGAAGCGAGAAGCCAGUCUGACAGGCAGGCACCUGGGUGAGUGAAGGCUCCUGAAACGGGAGGGAGGUGGGGAACCGCCAGUUUUGUUAGUUUCCGAUAUCCUAGUCGAGUAAUUGCUAUGAAAUCACGGAAGCUAGAAUUGAUGUCGCCAGACGGG
Purpureocillium takamizusanense is the source of this 5519-nucleotide messenger RNA. It is a transcript of the gene TCB2, whose product is annotated as Tricalbin-2. The transcript has 4 exons. Bases 627 to 5087 code for a protein of 1486 amino acids. Lineage: Eukaryota; Fungi; Ascomycota; Sordariomycetes; Hypocreales; Ophiocordycipitaceae. Gene Ontology annotation, molecular function: lipid binding. The record is from RefSeq and is a predicted model, not a curated record.